Ogataea parapolymorpha DL-1 is the source of this 1581-nucleotide messenger RNA. Its product is annotated as Aminotriazole resistance protein. The record is from RefSeq and is a predicted model, not a curated record. Gene Ontology annotation, molecular function: transmembrane transporter activity. The transcript has a single exon. Gene Ontology annotation, biological process: transmembrane transport. Gene Ontology annotation, cellular component: membrane. Bases 1 to 1581 code for a protein of 526 amino acids. NCBI's taxonomy places the organism in Eukaryota, Fungi, Ascomycota, Pichiomycetes, Pichiales, Pichiaceae.
AUGUCUGCAUUAAAUGCCUGGUUUCUUAAAAUCAGGAACUUGGUGGAUGAUAGAUAUAGAUCCAAAGAACUGGCCUAUUGUUUUAUCUUGAUUGGCACAUGUCUCGAUAACUUGAAUAUUACCGCUGCCUUCAGCAUGACCGAAAGCUUGCAAAAACAAAUGGGAGCUACCACAGCUGAUGCAACAUGGGUUGUCUCGUCCUAUGCUCUGACUAUGGGAGCAUUCAUUAUAUUAUUCGGAAAAUUGAGUGACAUUCAUGGUCUCCACAAAGUCUUUACUACAGGUCUAUUUGCAAUGUCGAUAAUGAGCCUGAUUUGCGCUGUGAUAACUAAGACCAUCAUUCCAUUGAUUGUUUUCCGUGCCUUUCAGGGUAUUGCGGGAGCAUCCAUGAUCCCUAGUGCAGUUGGGUUGUGUGGCAAUUAUUUCCAUGGGCCUCAACUUUCCACUGCGAUCAACUACCUAAUGCUUGCUUUUUGUGCGUCUCUGGGUAUCGGAACUAUAUUAGGAGGUGCAUUUUCGAUAACAAGCAUUGGUUACAGAGCAUUUUUCUAUUUUUCGUUUGCAAUCAGUUUUGUAAGCUCCAUCGCCCUGUUUUUCUUGAUUGUGCCAGUUGAGAGAACGAGGGAGCAUAAUAUGAUGAAGUCAAAAUACUUGGAUUAUGGUGGAGCACUUCUUCUUGUCGGUGGACUGAUUCUCAUUAUAUAUGGCUUUACUGAAGCUGGUACACGAUGGGACUCGCCCAAAGUUUACGCGACUAUCCCUGUUGGAACAGUGGUUGUUCUUAUUGUGCUCCUUUUUGAAAAUUUUUACGUCAUUCCCUACCAAAGAACUCACAGAAACUCAAACAGUUAUCGCUCCAAACUGGUUCUGCUAUUCCCUUUUGAAGUUGUUAAAAUCACAAAUUUUCUUCCGUUUUUUGUCGGUCUGACUUUCAAUUAUGCUGGAUUCACUGCAUUAAUUACUUCCCUUUUGCUUUAUCAUGAGUUUGUGGAUGGAGACUCUGCAAUUGUUGCAGCAGUCAAAGUGUUCUGCACAUCAGCAGGUAUAUUAAUAGGAGCCCUUCUUUACAGACCGUGGAUGCAAAAACGAUUUGGUAGCAAAAUCUUGCUGAUCUGGUCUGCAGUCGUUUGUUUGGGAACAUCCAUUUGGAUAACACGAAUUGACCAUGCUAACCGCUAUUCAUUCUGGAUAUACGAGUUUGUUCCUCAAUUAUUAUAUGGAUACGGAACGAACAUUUUUUACCAGGUCUACUACCUUGCUCUGCUUUCUGAGACGCCGUUACAUCUGCAAGGGAAUGUUACGGGUAUAUUUCAGACCAUAGGUCAGAUUGGUAAAUGUUUGGGCACUGCGAUUGCAUCAUCCAUUAUAGGUGCCCUAGAUUCAUCCAAAGUUUACUCAAAAUCGUAUGUGCAGACAAGAUGUGUAAACGCCCUUUGGUUCACAGUGGCGUGCUUUGCUUUGGAAUUGGUGAUGAUGUUGUUCAGCAAGAACAGCAGGCCGACACAAAAAAGUAAGACGGAGGAAAGCAAAGAUGAAAGCGAGAAAACAAUCGAGGAAUAUGACAUCGAGAACCCAGCUUGA